AUGGCAGACCGUACGCAAACAUUACAUCCUACGAUUGUCAGUGAUGGACAUGGAACUGCAGUCCUGAAGCAGAGGAACACGCUCAUGUGUGUAACUCGUUUUAAACAUGGAGCUGCAGAGCUGAAGCAGAGGAACACGCUCAUGCAUGGAGGACGGUUUGCUCAUUUCACCAAAGAGGGAAAACAAAUGGUCAAUGGGUGUCUUUCACCCAUCUUCAGACUGAAGAGGAAGAGACAGCCUACUCAAGAGACAAAUCAGCGGCCUUGGACAAUGACCAACCAGUGCAAGGCAAAAAGUACUGAAAUUGUCCAGCAAACACAGUUGAAAGCGGGGAGCAGCUCAAUUAGGGAACACCUUGAGGCUAUCUUAACUGGGGACCUUAUUUCAACUUGGGAAUCCAGGAGGGAGAGGCCAACCCUUUACUUUGAGGACGAGCAACUGGAUGAGGUUGCCGUCAUCAGGGAGACCCCAAGAGCAAGACAGCAGAACGACUGGAUUGACGUCGUCAUGAAUGUGCUCGUACCGUGA
Molecule: messenger RNA, 528 nt
Organism: Knipowitschia caucasica
Lineage: Eukaryota; Metazoa; Chordata; Actinopteri; Gobiiformes; Gobiidae
Source: the annotation of a GenBank genome assembly